AUCUACCCCCGGCUUGUUUCUCCUUCUCACCCAUCACUUCCCCUGGAACUGACACCCAUUACUCCAGUCCCCCCCAGUCUCAGCUUUGGUCUCCAGCCCCGUCUGCCCAAGGAUUGGCCUGAAGGCUCUGCCGCUGAGGGUCACGGAGGAUCAUGACUAAGACAGAUCCUACCCCUAUGGCCCCUCCGCUCCUGGACAAGGAGGAAGAAGAGGAUGCGGAGGAUGAGGAGGUUCCCGAGGCCCCCAGCCCCACCCAGGAGCGCCGACAGAAGCCUGUUGUGCACCCCUCAGCACCUGCCCCCCUCCCCAAGGACUACGCUUUCACCUUCUUCGACCCCAAUGACCCGGCGUGCCAGGAGAUUCUGUUUGACCCGCAGACUACCAUCCCUGAGCUGUUUGCCAUUGUGCGCCAGUGGGUACCCCAAGUACAGCACAAGAUUGAUGUCAUUGGCAAUGAGAUUCUGCGCCGAGGCUGCCAUGUGAAUGAUCGUGAUGGGCUGACCGACAUGACACUGCUUCAUUAUGCCUGCAAGGCUGGGGCCCACGGAGUCGGAGACCCCGCUGCGGCGGUGCGCCUCUCACAGCAGCUGCUGGCGCUGGGCGCAGACGUGACCCUGCGCAGCCGCUGGACCAACAUGAACGCGCUGCACUAUGCCGCCUAUUUUGAUGUGCCCGACCUCGUGCGUGUGCUGCUGAAGGGUGCUCGGCCUCGAGUGGUGAACUCCACAUGCAGUGACUUCAACCAUGGCUCAGCCCUACACAUCGCUGCCUCUAACCUGUGCCUGGGUGCAGCCAAAUGUUUGCUGGAGCACGGUGCCAACCCGGCGCUGCGGAACCGAAAGGGACAGGUGCCAGCGGAGGUGGUCCCGGACCCCAUGGACAUGUCCCUGGACAAGGCAGAGGCAGCACUGGUGGCCAAGGAGCUGCGGACCCUGCUGGAGGAGGCCGUGCCACUCUCCUGCGCCCUCCCCAAGGUCACGUUACCCAACUAUGACAACGUCCCAGGCAAUCUCAUGCUCAGCACAUUGGGCCUGCGCCUGGGAGACCGCGUGCUGCUGGAUGGCCAGAAGACGGGCACACUGCGGUUCUGCGGGACCACGGAGUUCGCCAGCGGCCAGUGGGUGGGCGUGGAGCUGGACGAGCCUGAGGGCAAGAACGACGGCAGUGUCGGUGGUGUCCGGUACUUCAUCUGCCCCCCCAAGCAGGGUCUCUUUGCCUCUGUGUCCAAGAUCUCCAAAGCAGUGGACGCGCCCCCUUCAUCUGUCACCUCCACACCUCGCACUCCCCGGAUGGACUUCUCCCGUGUCACUGGCAAAGGCCGAAGGGAACACAAAGGCAAGAAGAAGCCCCCAUCAUCCCCAUCUCUGGGCAACCUGCAGCAGCGAGAGGGAGCCAAGGCUGCGGUUGGAGACCAAGUCCUUGUCGCAGGCCAGAAGCAAGGGGUCGUGCGCUUCUACGGGAAGACAGACUUUGCCCCAGGUUACUGGUAUGGAAUUGAGCUAGACCAGCCCACGGGCAAGCAUGAUGGCUCUGUCUUUGGUGUCCGGUACUUCACCUGCCCCCCAAAGCAUGGAGUCUUUGCACCAGCAUCCCGAAUUCAGAGGAUUGGUGGAUCCACUGACCCCCCUGGGGACAAUGUCGGAGCCAAAAAAGUACAUCAAGUGACAAUGACGCAGCCCAAACGCACCUUUACAACAGUCCGGACCCCAAAGGACAUCGCAUCAGAGAACUCAAUCUCCAGAUUGCUCUUCUGCUGCUGGUUUCCUUGGAUGCUGAGGGCGGAGAUGCAGUCUUAGAGGCCCUGGACACCUGACAAAGAGACAGCCCCUCUAGCAUCUCCUGACACAAGGAGCCCCCAAGUCACCCUGAGAUAGAUAUUCCCAGUAACACAUCCAGAAUAGAGAUCCCCAUUAGCCAGUCCUUACUAAUCACUGAGGCCCCAUCAUUAACAGAUUCCCCCAUGAUAAAUGCCCAAAUACAGAUCCCAUGUUACCCAGAAAGAGAUAUCCUGAGUGUAGCUCCUUCAGGCUAGUCCCUAUCCUCAACCACUCAGAGCAGGACUCCCAAUAACAGAUUUCCACAUCACCCCAAAUGGUGACCUCCACAUAAUGCUCCACAGCAGAACAUUCCUCAGUCACUCAUCCCAGAGCCCUCCCCCAUUAAAAAAGAUUCCCAUCAAAUCCCCUUGAAAUAAACACGUCACGCCUCCAGAGCUGCAGUUACAGACCUUUAUGUCACUAUGCUACAUUUAACAUCAGUCCCCUCAAGAUGUGAUUCCCCAUAGUUACCCCAAAACCCUUACACUGCAAUCAGAGACCCCCCUCCAUUUACAAAGACCCCUGCUCUUACCCCUGAAGAAGAGACACAUUAACCAGGCCACUGACACCUCCAAUUUACAGAUACCACAAUAGUCCUGGAAGUACUAAUUACAGGACCCCCAAGUGUUCCUAUCCUCUGCACCCUCAAGAAUCCCCCAGUGCCUUGUAUGAAGCCCACCCCAACAUGGCCCACAGCCCCUGUGCUGGCCAGAUUCCCAGAAAAUUCUCUAUUUUUAAAGUAAUGACUUUCCCUUUUGGGGGACCCAAAAAUUUGGAGCCCCUAUUUUGAGACUGGGGAUCCUAAAUUCCCCUGUGCCCCCAAGUCCUACAGCCUCUAGAAUAACCCUAAGCCCUAGUUUCCAGGACCCCCAAACCAUGGGAUCCCAAAAUUCCUAGGGAGUUCCUAAAUGUAAAAAUCCAAUCCCAAGCCCCCAGGAAACCCUAAUCAUGGAAGUCCUUGUGCCUGGAAUGGAGGAGACUGCAGUCAGGACAUGUAUCCCAGGCUACCAUGGCCCCUUAAGCCCUAUGCAUAGGCAUCAGGAGACCCCAAACAGGAACGCUCCUCCUCGAAAACCAGAGGACUUCAAUGCCCUGAGUCAUAGAUCUCAAGACACGCAAAUUCCAAGAGUCCCAGCCCCAAAGAACCCCAAAUCCUAAAGCCUCCAUCUCAUACAUGAAGGGCACCCCAAGGCCUUGAGGGGGGAUCCCAAAUCCUGGAGCCCCCGUUUCAAUGCACGUUCUGGUCAUAGGUCCAAAACACCAAAUCUGAGUCACUGACCCAAAUGACCUCACAGCACCCAGGCCAGACUAACAGCGUGAGGGAGACCCUGAGAGCCCAGAGAGUGCAGGACAGACCUGGGGGGCCUCACUACCAAGGACAGCUCAGACUACCCCCCUUAACUGCAUGUCCCAGACCUCAGCAUGACCCCUCUGCCCCCUUCAAUAAAGACGU
Eptesicus fuscus (big brown bat) is the source of this 3270-nucleotide messenger RNA. RefSeq names its product CAP-Gly domain containing linker protein 3 (gene CLIP3). Gene Ontology annotation, cellular component: microtubule plus-end; cytoplasm; nucleus. NCBI's taxonomy places the organism in Eukaryota, Metazoa, Chordata, Mammalia, Chiroptera, Vespertilionidae. The transcript has 14 exons. The coding region runs from base 153 to 1796 and encodes 547 amino acids. Gene Ontology annotation, molecular function: microtubule plus-end binding. The record is from RefSeq and is a predicted model, not a curated record. Gene Ontology annotation, biological process: cytoplasmic microtubule organization.